Elgaria multicarinata webbii is the source of this 831-nucleotide messenger RNA. Its product is annotated as serine protease 27-like. Gene Ontology annotation, biological process: proteolysis. NCBI's taxonomy places the organism in Eukaryota, Metazoa, Chordata, Lepidosauria, Squamata, Anguidae. The annotation marks the transcript as partial. The transcript has 6 exons. The record is from RefSeq and is a predicted model, not a curated record. Gene Ontology annotation, molecular function: serine-type endopeptidase activity.
AUGCGAAUUUCGCCAUCCUUACUGGUAGUCUGGCUGCUGCAGGUGACCAUGGCACAAGGUGCUGCUAGCUCAGAAGCAGCUUGUGGGCAGCCCCUGAUCUCUCCUCGGAUUGUUGGGGGCCAGCCAGCCUCUGAUGGGUUGUGGCCCUGGCAAGUCGCCAUUCUUCGAGAUGGCUAUUUUAUUUGUGGCGGUUCCCUCAUAGCCAAUCAGUGGGUGCUGUCAGCAGCGCACUGCUUCACCAAAUCCAUCGCCACUUCAAAGUAUGAUAUGCUUUUGGGUGCCUAUCAGCUCUUGAACCUAUCGAGUCAUGUUGUAUACUCCAAAGUGAAAGUGAUUAUCCCCCACCCUGACUACAGUGGGGAUAUUGCUUCCAUUGGGGAUAUCGCUUUAGUUAAAUUGACGGCUCCUGUGACGUUCACCAACUACAUCCUCCCCAUCUGUCUGCCAGACUCUUCGGUAGAAUUCUCUCUGGACUCAGACUGCUGGGUCACUGGAUGGGGAGAUGUUCAACAAGGAGUGCAGCUGCUGCCCCCACUAACCCUCCAGGAACUGAAGGUGCCUCUCAUAAGCCGAGCAACCUGCAACGCUCUCUUUAACGUUAUCUUACUUGAAGGAAUGGACAGAAAUCCUAUCAAGGCCGAUAUGAUCUGCACCGGUGACCCCGAAGGUGGAAAGGAUUCCUGCCAGGGUGACUCCGGGGGACCCUUGGUUUGCCAACUUGAAGGACAUUGGACCCAGGCUGGGGUUGUGAGUUGGGGAAUGGGAUGUGCUAUACCCAAUCAACCUGGCGUCUGCUCUUCAGUGGCUUUCUAUGCCAACUGGAUCAAUACG